UUUUUUCUUUUUUUUUUACUUUUUACUUUUUAAUCUUACUGUUUUGAUUAGACACUCGCUAUUUAAGUAUUCUUUUUCUUAGGAAAAAGACGAGAUCUUUUUUGUUGGCUCUCAUUUCUUGUAAACACCCUUCUUAUUCUCUCUUCCAAUGAAGGACACUGAUUUCAUGCUACAAUACUUGGGUGACAAUAAUGACGGCCAGGCUGAUUUGUUUGACAAGAAUGCAUUCUCUGAUCUUUUACAGCAACUUCAACCAUCUCCUGCUUCUGCUGGUCCAGGUUUUAGUAAUUUCCCUUCGCCUACAUUGUCCGCUGAUUCCAACCAAGACGAUAUGGCCCAUCUAUUGGAUCCCCAAUUCUUGCAGCAUUUGUCCUCUUCUGAACAUUUUCAGUCCUCAAGUGGUUUAGACCAAUUUGUUCAAUUUGAAGAAGAAAACAUAUCUCAAAAAGAAGAAGAAAAGGAACAAGAAGACAAGUCUGAGUUAUCAAAAAAGAACAAGACUUACAAACCAAACCGUCCCCCACGUCAGUUGGAGUGCUAUAACUGUCAUGUUACCAAAACUCCCUUAUGGCGUCGUACUCCAGACCGUGCUCAUUCUCUUUGCAAUGCCUGUGGACUGUAUUACAAACAAUACAAUACACAUCGACCUCUUCAUAUUCGUCAGAAACAUCAGUCCAAUCAAACCAAACAGGCUAUCAACAUCACUGCUGCUUGUGUCGCUGCUGCAGCUACACUUAACACAGCUCCUUCUUCUCCUCAACAAAAUGAAAUUGCAUCAAGUCAAUAUCAAGAACAAAAUGAAGAACAAAGUGCUCGUUGUCAACGCUGCUAUCAAGUAGCUGCUACAAACGAUGCUGGUGAAAUCGUUUGUAACACUUGUCGGUUGUUUACUAAUCUGUCUAUGGUUGGUCAAAAAAGAAACUCUACUGAUGCUAUUCUAAUUGAAGAAGACGAGCAAGAAGAUGAGUCGCGCAAAAUGCGAUGUUUAUUUCAACAACAGCAACAACAAGUGUUUCCUUCCAUUGUGAUGCCCAAUUCUGAAACAGUGCCUCCUACUGCUCACCCACAAAGGGAAGAAAAUGCUGGCCAACAAGACGAUACAAGAUUCAAGUCUCUCAUUGCUCGUAUGUCAAUUCAGCAAAUGGAAGGCUUCUUGACUAUGUUGGAGAGACGAUGUGAUAUUCUUCGUUCUAUUAUUCAUAACGAAGGUAGCAGUGAAAACAGUAUAAUUAUUUCUUGAUAUGUUUAUUCUUUUCUUAUAUGUACAAUAAUACCCCUUUAAACUUGCUCAUGUUGACAUGAAAAAAUAAAAAAGACCUGUGAUACAGCACAUAAA
Molecule: messenger RNA, 1336 nt
Organism: Gilbertella persicaria
Lineage: Eukaryota; Fungi; Mucoromycota; Mucoromycetes; Mucorales; Choanephoraceae
Exons: 1
Biological process (GO): positive regulation of transcription by RNA polymerase II; negative regulation of transcription by RNA polymerase II
Molecular function (GO): RNA polymerase II cis-regulatory region sequence-specific DNA binding; DNA-binding transcription factor activity, RNA polymerase II-specific; zinc ion binding
Source: RefSeq, a predicted model, not a curated record